Homo sapiens (human) is the source of this 4183-nucleotide messenger RNA. RefSeq names its product motile sperm domain containing 2 (gene MOSPD2). Gene Ontology annotation, cellular component: endoplasmic reticulum membrane. Bases 109 to 1665 code for a protein of 518 amino acids. The transcript has 15 exons. NCBI's taxonomy places the organism in Eukaryota, Metazoa, Chordata, Mammalia, Primates, Hominidae. The record is from RefSeq and is marked validated.
ACCCUUCUCUGUCUACCUCUGGGCGGGACUGCCGGGUGAUGAGAUACUCGGUCGGCGACGGUAGAACGGGCGACGGCGACAACCGCAAUCACAUCCACGACGGUGAUCAUGGCAGAGAAUCACGCCCAGAAUAAAGCCAAGCUCAUCUCUGAGACCCGGAGGAGGUUCGAAGCUGAGUAUGUGACAGAUAAGUCAGAUAAAUAUGAUGCACGUGAUGUUGAAAGGCUACAACAAGAUGAUAACUGGGUUGAAAGUUACUUAUCUUGGAGACAUAAUAUUGUAGAUGAAACACUGAAGAUGCUCGAUGAGAGUUUUCAGUGGAGGAAAGAAAUUUCUGUCAAUGACCUUAAUGAAUCCUCCAUUCCCAGAUGGUUAUUGGAAAUUGGUGUUAUUUAUCUCCAUGGUUAUGACAAAGAAGGUAACAAAUUGUUCUGGAUCAGGGUGAAGUAUCAUGUAAAAGACCAGAAAACCAUAUUGGACAAAAAGAAGCUCAUAGCAUUCUGGUUGGAACGUUAUGCUAAGAGGGAAAAUGGGAAACCUGUAACAGUGAUGUUUGACCUGUCAGAAACUGGAAUAAAUAGCAUUGACAUGGACUUUGUACGCUUUAUCAUCAACUGCUUUAAGGUUUAUUACCCUAAAUACCUCUCAAAAAUAGUGAUCUUUGAUAUGCCUUGGUUAAUGAAUGCUGCUUUCAAAAUUGUGAAAACCUGGCUUGGUCCAGAAGCAGUGAGCUUGUUGAAGUUUACAAGCAAAAAUGAAGUCCAGGACUAUGUCAGUGUAGAAUACCUGCCUCCCCACAUGGGUGGAACUGAUCCUUUCAAGUAUAGCUAUCCACCACUAGUAGAUGAUGACUUCCAGACCCCACUGUGUGAGAAUGGGCCUAUUACCAGUGAGGAUGAAACUUCAAGUAAAGAAGACAUAGAAAGUGAUGGCAAAGAAACAUUGGAAACAAUUUCUAAUGAAGAACAAACACCUCUUCUUAAAAAGAUUAACCCAACCGAAUCUACUUCCAAAGCAGAAGAAAAUGAAAAAGUUGAUUCAAAAGUGAAAGCUUUCAAGAAACCAUUGAGUGUAUUUAAAGGCCCCUUACUACACAUCAGCCCAGCAGAAGAACUGUACUUUGGAAGUACAGAAUCCGGAGAGAAGAAAACCUUAAUAGUGUUGACAAAUGUAACUAAAAAUAUAGUGGCAUUUAAGGUGAGAACAACAGCUCCAGAAAAAUACAGAGUCAAGCCAAGCAAUAGCAGCUGUGACCCGGGUGCAUCAGUGGAUAUAGUUGUGUCUCCCCAUGGGGGUUUAACAGUCUCUGCCCAAGACCGUUUUCUGAUAAUGGCUGCAGAAAUGGAACAGUCAUCUGGCACAGGCCCAGCAGAAUUAACUCAGUUUUGGAAAGAAGUUCCCAGAAACAAAGUGAUGGAACAUAGGUUAAGAUGCCAUACUGUUGAAAGCAGUAAACCAAACACUCUUACGUUAAAAGACAAUGCUUUCAAUAUGUCAGAUAAAACCAGUGAAGAUAUAUGUCUACAACUCAGUCGUUUACUAGAAAGCAAUAGGAAGCUUGAAGACCAAGUUCAGCGUUGUAUCUGGUUCCAGCAGCUGCUGCUUUCCUUAACAAUGCUCUUGCUUGCUUUUGUCACCUCUUUCUUCUAUUUAUUGUACAGUUAAAGAAGUGGUGCCGGGUAGGAACCACGGUUCCUUCGUCCAUUAGUUGGAAAAAGUAACAGACCUAAAACUCUACCAAGCUACUAAAAACAUUGCACAUCUGUGCUUCCUAAAAGGAAAUAUGCAGCACGUGGAGGGGAACACAUACAUGUCUUGAAAAUAAACUGCUAGAAUAAAGAAAUGCUGGAGAAAUUGAUUAUAAGAGACUAUAGCUAUUUAGUAAAGUAAGUAAAGGCAUAUCCAUUGUGUAAAUUAAUAGUUUAAAUAUAAUUUAUUUUUUCCUUUUGAUCUGAAUACUUUUAAAGCUUAAGUUUUAUCGUGUAAAUACAUUAGCUAAACUGAAAAGUAUAAGUAACAUGCUUUGUUGCAGCCAAAAAAUGUAAUCUGCUUUUUUAUGACAGAAUUAUUAUAGCUGAGCUGACUUACUAGCUUUUCUAUACUAUGUAUAUAGAAGAACAUGUAUAUUGAGAAAGAAAACAUACUUAUAUAGAGGAAUUUAUGUAACCAUGACUUUGUAAUUUUGAGAAUUCCUCCCAGUGAUGGUCAGUAUUCUUUUGGAAUGUAAACCGAUUUAAUGCCAAACCACCUUAACCUUUGUUUCUCAGUGUUCCUUAACAGCCUGCCUUUUAUUAAUCUCAGGCUUUUUUAUGAACACUCUCAUUUCAGUAGAAUUUGGAAAACUAAGCGUGGUUGGAAUUUCUUUGAAUUCUGUUAGUAAUGCCCAAAAGAAAAGUCUCAAGCAGUCCCCCUAUCCAGUCAUUUUUAUGGAGUUUCAUGUUGUCCACUAUAGCUGGACACUGAACCUUUUGCCUAAUUUAUUAUAAAGGCCUGACCCUCUAUUGUCCCAUCUUCACCCCCAUUCCAGAGCAGAGGAGUCUCUGUGGACCAUGAAUUGCACUGUCUCCCUCCUCAUUUCUAAAUGAAAGGUAUUAGAUAUAAAUUUUUUUGAAAGGUUAGUUGUUUGAGAUGCUAAGCAGGAUAAUAAAUUUAGAUUUUAAAAUGUUCCCUGUAAAAGUCAGCCCAUGACAAGGAAAUUUACAAAAUACUAGAGUAUCUAGAAGGGUGAAAACAAAAAAAAAUAAAAAGAAACACAGACGCCCAGGUGUCAGCUCUCCGUUUAAAGAAUGAAAAAUGUAACUCAUGAUGAUCUGUGAAACCUUCAAACUAGGACCAAUUGACUUACUUGAUAUUCUGCCUUUGAUAUGGUAGUACCCACCCGGUAUUCCUAAAAUCCUAAAAAGAUACACCUUGCAGUAGCAGAGGCAAUGACAUGAGUUUGUUUUCUCAUUAAUAUGACCAGUUUGGGUCUAUGUUGGUUCACAUGUACAUCUACUUUAUAUGAAAGAAAAAACAGUUGUCUGCCUGUAAAAUGUUGAGUUUCGAUUGAGCCAUGUUUGGAGAUUUUAUUACUAUUCUGAAGGGUAGUGUUGUUGGUUUUCAUCUUCAAGAAGUUGAUUCCAAAACUGAGUUAUGAAGAAUGAUAUAACAGUUCCUUCAAAAUUGGCCUAGGAAAUAAAACCUUAAAAGGACACUGGUGUGCUACUUUGUCUUAAUUUGGGCUUUUCUGUUUCAGUUUGCCACCUCCAGCUGUGAAAUGGACUGCAGUCCACCCUAAGUACUGUGCACAGUAUCUCCCUGUGUGUGUGCACAGUGGCUUCCCCUUACAUGGUAGAUUUUUGGCCUUAAUAUAAUCUAAUCCCAAAGUAGUUGUGUAUGUUUUCUGUUCCUUGGCAAAUAAAUGAAGAAAUAAUUAGCCAAGAUUGAAAAUGUAUUGUCCUAACGGUGUCCCUUUAAUGUUUCAUAUGAAAAAUUAUGUUGACCCACUAAAAUAUCCUUGCUCAAUGUCUGGUCAGUUGAAUUUAAUAACAUAUCUUGUUAAUGUUUGUGUGUCUAUUAAAUGUGACUAAGCAGGAUUACUGAAAAUUCACUAUAAAAUCAAAGGCAUCUAAACGUUUGUACUUGUCUUGAUUAAUCAUAUAUUUACACUUGAUUUUUUUCUGUCUUCAUUUGUUUUUAUUUAAUCAUAAUUGCAUGAUUUUUUUGGUACUCUAAUCAGUAAUUUUAUUUUUAAUCAUGUCAUUACCUAUUCAUGACCAAAUUACCAAGGAACCAACAUUUAGAUUUAGAUAUUUGUUUUCACUUAGGAAUGGAAAUUAAUAGAUUUUCCAUGAAAGCAUUAGUGAAAUAUCAUUACCUUGAUCUGCAAGUAGCCUAAAAAUGCGAUUGCUGGUAAACCUGGCCUCAAAUUUCAUACUACCAUAACUGUUUUUAUAUAUUGCCACUAAUUUUGACUGGAUUUAAUAGCACUUUAUUGUACAACUACAAAAAAAAAUAUAUUCCUAGAAUUGUUGCCAGUGUAAUUUCUCUAAUGUUCUGGUGCUUUUCAUAUAUUUUCAGUAUUUUUAUUACUAUAUUGGUAUUUUCUUUGUAUAAAUUGAUUGAUUAAAAGAACAUGUUUUCUAUUUUAAUAUGUUUUAGAAAAAUAAUUACAUUUAUGAAAUAAAUAUCAUCAGGAAAAAAA